Molecule: messenger RNA, 2166 nt
Organism: Debaryomyces fabryi
Lineage: Eukaryota; Fungi; Ascomycota; Pichiomycetes; Serinales; Debaryomycetaceae
Exons: 1
Coding region: 1-2166 (721 amino acids)
Cellular component (GO): nucleus
Source: RefSeq, a predicted model, not a curated record
AUGGAUAGACUACAUAAUAGAGACCUGAAAGCGCUUAAAUAUGACGGUGGUAUAACAAAAUCAUUGACUUUCGAGGUGUACCCGGAUAAUUCAGCAUCAGAAUUAGAAUUUGAAAAUGGUGAUAUUAAGUUAAUACACGGAAAUAAAGGACCAGAAAAAAGAGGAUUAGCAGCUAAGCGGUACAUCAGCUUAAACAGAAUAGUUAAGGUGUUUGAACCAAAAUUGAAAACCAUCAAUAGUUUACCUCUGGACAGCUGUAAUGAUUCGUGCAAGAAUGUGUGUCAAAAUUGUUUGGCGGCAAAUACCUUCAUAAAUGAUGAACUUCCGAGUUUUGUUGGAUAUGACUGUUCAAAGCCUAAAGAUAUCGACUCAAUUAUAGAGUCUAAGAUGGUAACUUGUGAAAAAUGUCGAAUUUACAAAUAUUGUAAUCAGGAAUGUUACAAUGCCCAUUGGAAUCAAAUGCACCGGUACGAAUGCCAUUUCUUUAGGCAAAUAAUGGACAAUAGUCAGUUCAAAGAAGAGGAUAGUCUUUCAGAAUUUAUUAGACACGGGAUUAGAUUGUAUGUUUUAUGUGAUCUUGACAAAGAAUACAAAUCUAGAGUAUUCAACUUAACGUCACAUAGUAGCAUCAUAAAUUCAGACGAAGAGUAUUCUUGGUUACACGAAUAUACUAAAUGCCUUGUGAAAGCAAUUGAUAUUAAUAUGGGCUCCAAAUUGUAUAGCUAUAUUUGGGAGCUUUUGUGCAUUAUAUUGGUUAAUUCGAGUGUGCUCAUGAAUGAAUACCAAGAAGCAAUAGGUUUUAGUUUUGAUCCAGAUUUUUCGUUAUUAAAUCAUUCCUGCAUUCCUAAUACCCUAGUUAUACCUCUAAAUCAUUCAAAGUUCUCUUUAGUUGCUACGUUUCCGGUUUCUGAGAGUAAGGAAUUAAUGACUAAUUAUUGUUUUACAAGCUGCCCCAAGGAAUUGAGAAAUUUAGAAUUACAAAAGAGGUUCUUCUUCAGCUGUAGUUGCUCCUUAUGCAAGCAGAGAUUCGAUUGGUUUUUUUCAUAUAACUGUUCUAUUUGUGGAAUGUUAGUAUGUAGCUUAACAUUCCAAGACUUUUUUUCAAAUGAUUUAUCUAAAGGUCUAAUUUUUAAAAAUCAAUGUAAUGUUGAUUUUUGCAGCAAUUGUGGAAAACCCAUCGACAAAGAUCUUCUUAAAGAGUCAAGAAAAAAUCACCAACAACUAUUAGCGAUAGUCUUAUACGAUCUUUACAAUAAUAGUUUGAAUUACGAAGUGGAUAAUACAUAUAUUAGCAAAGAAAAAUAUUAUGACAAUAUUAAAAAAUUUAUGACAGACAUCGACUUAAUUAAUAUUUCUGGAGACAAACUAGUUGAUCUUAUCGAGUCGCUUCAAUUCGCAACAUACAAAGUAUCACCACACAGCUUGAAUAAUGUUAGAAGUAUUUGCAUUUACCUUCGUGAAAACAAAAUUGUCCCAAGUUAUUGCUUUCCUUUGAAUCACGUUAUAUCAGGCUUUAAUGAAUACGACUUGGUUUCAUACACAGGGAUAUCUAACACGGACAAGGAUUAUCACGUUCAAUGUCUAGCGACUAAACUCAAAAUAGAUAUAAGAACAUAUUUUGAAGUCAAAAUCCCGGGCGAUCUAACAGAUCUGAAAAUAUCAACGAUAAUAUACUUUAAAGAUAUAAGUCAGCAAUUACUAACAUUGGCAGAAGUUAUUAUCCAGUAUGAUAUUGAUGCUUCUAUUAUGAAUGAAUGGAUUGAAAAUAAAGAAAAACUUCUUGAAACAUUGAUAAAAUGUGCAUCAUUUCUAAAUUUACAGGCAAUUGAUGCAUAUUUACCUCUCUCCAUAAUGAAUAACAGCUAUACAAUGCUCACUCAAUUGGUAGAUAUCGGCAAACAAAUAAAAUAUUUGAGUACAAGCAAAAAAAUUAAAGGUAUUCCUAAGGAAGUUUCAGUAUGGUAUAACAAAAGCCCAAGGAACUUUGAAGACCAAAUGUUCACCACACACUUGAAAGAAUUAUUCAAGUUUGCCAAUAUACCUAUUGCAUUCAAGAACUCAGUUUUCAAGCUUCAGUUCGCAGAUAGGAAUAGAAAGCAGCUAUUCAAGCCUGUCCAUCUAUUGACAAGUAAAGAUAUGGACUCACUCAAUGUAAGCAUCGCGUAG